Olea europaea var. sylvestris is the source of this 903-nucleotide messenger RNA. Its product is annotated as HVA22-like protein a. Bases 1 to 747 code for a protein of 248 amino acids. NCBI's taxonomy places the organism in Eukaryota, Viridiplantae, Streptophyta, Magnoliopsida, Lamiales, Oleaceae. The record is from RefSeq and is a predicted model, not a curated record. The transcript is spliced from 6 exons.
AUGGGUGCCAUAUCAACUUAUUUAGUUGAUCUUAUGAUUCUCUCACAAUAUUUAUCACAUCACAUGCCCCCCAACCCUUACUCACUGUCUUACUAUGCACACAGCUACACACUCUUUCAACUCCAUCUCUUCUUGCGGAAACUGAAACUCUUUAUUGUACAUCUCUCUUUAUUGAAUUCUUCGAACAAAUCAACCAGUCUUUCUGUCAAUUUAAAGAUGGAGGGAUCUGAGGCCGGAAGCUUCCUUAAAGUCCUAUUAAAAAACACCGACGUUCUUGCUGGGCCCGUGGUUAGUCUUGUUUAUCCUUUAUAUGCGUCGAUUCGGGCAAUUGAGACAAAAUCUCGAGUGGACGAUCAACAAUGGCUUACUUAUUGGAUUCUCUACUCUAUGAUUACAAUUUUCGAGCUUACAUUCGCUAAACUAAUCGAGUGGAUCCCUUUUUGGUCAUAUGCAAAGCUGAUUUUCACGUGCUGGUUGGUCAUACCGUACUUCAGCGGUGCAUCGCACGUGUACGAACAUUAUGUUAGGCCGUACCUUGUUACGCAACAAAAAACUAUUAACAUUCCAAACGUUUCAUGGAAAAACAUAGUGUCUAGUAAGCACGACGACAUUCUAACUGCAGCGGAGAUGUACAUUGAAGAAAAUGGACCCGAAGCAUUCGAGAGGAUAAUUCAUAGGGUUAAUAGAGAUACGACAUCUUCCAGUAGUCACGACCAUGCAUUUCAUGACGAUGACUAUAAGUACUGAGCAUUGUUAAUUGCAGCUGCUAAGUACUUUCGUUUCUCUCAAAAACAUGGUAAAGAGGAUCCCAUGACUUGAUGUUUCCCUUUAAUGUUUAUUGUGGUGUAAUGGAUGAUGCAUUGUUAUUGUCAAUUUCAAUAAAAAUUUGACUUUUAACGGUAA